Molecule: messenger RNA, 1869 nt
Organism: Podarcis raffonei (Aeolian wall lizard)
Lineage: Eukaryota; Metazoa; Chordata; Lepidosauria; Squamata; Lacertidae
Gene: METRNL
Product: meteorin like, glial cell differentiation regulator
Exons: 4
Coding region: 215-1114 (299 amino acids)
Biological process (GO): energy homeostasis; positive regulation of brown fat cell differentiation
Molecular function (GO): hormone activity
Source: RefSeq, a predicted model, not a curated record
GCUCCCCGCCCCGUGCGAAGCCAGAGCGAGCGCCGGCUUGGAGAGAGCUCUAGUAGGCUGCUGCGCCGAGUGAGUGGCCGGACGGAGGGGAUGGGCAGCUCGUGCUAAGGACUCGAUCCGGACCGCCUUCGCCGCUCGCCAUGUAGCGCUGGCCGCGGGCGCUCUCCUCUCGCCUGGUCUGGUGGAACUGUUCCCGAGCAGCCCGGCGGGGACCAUGCGGAGAGCCCCGGCGCCUGGGCUGCUGGUGCUCCCGCCGCCCUCGCCGCUCCUGCUGCUGUUGGGGCUGCUGGCGCUGGACAGGGGCUGCACGGCGCAGUACUCGAGCGAUCUGUGCAGCUGGAAGGGGAGUGGACUAACACACGAGUCUCACAAAAAAGAUGUUGAACAGGUCUACCUCCGCUGUGCCGAAGGAUCCAUAGACUGGAUGUAUCCCACAGGAGCGCUGAUAGUGAACCUGCGACCCAGUAUUGUAUCUUCCUCUUCCAAGCAUUGGACUGUCUGCAUAAAGCCCUUCAAGGACUCCGCAGGAGCAAAUAUUUAUUUGGAAAAAACUGGAGAACUGAAACUGCUGGUCCAAGAUGGGGAUCACAGCCCCGCCCGAGUGCAUUGCUUCAGCUUUGAGCAAGGCGGACUCUUUGUCGAGGCCACCCCUCAGCAGGACAUUAGCAGGAAGAUCACAGGCUUCCAGUAUGAACUGAUAAACAAGGGGACGGCAUCCGAUUUGCACAUGGUUUCUGCUCCCUGCCGACCUUGCAGUGACACGGAAGUCCUCUUGGCUGUCUGCACUAGUGACUUCGUUGUCAGAGGUACCAUCCAAAAUGUAAUCAAUGAGGAGGAACAGCAAGAUUCCAUCAUUGACGUGAGUGUGAACAGAAUCUACAGGCAGAAGACCAAGAUCUUCAAGCCCGCAGAGGAGAGUGGGAGGUGGCGAGGACAGAUCAAGACCCUGCUGCAAUGUGGGGUGAAACCAGGAGAAGGAGACUUCCUCUUCAUGGGCCACAUGCACUUUGGGGAGGCCAGGUUAGGCUGUGCCCCUCGCAUCAAAGACUUCCAAAGGAUGUACAAAGAGGCCAAGGACAAAGGGCUGAAUCCAUGUGAAAUUGGCCCAGACUGAAAAUGGCAUUCCUGAACCCUUGGGGCUCGGCCAAAACUAAUUCUUAGUUGCUGCAGAUGCGCUGAUCUAAAUGGAACUAAUAACUUGGAGUGGAACAAUCUGAUGUCAGGAGUGACGUUCUCCUUUUUGGAGGUCCUUAAGAGGUGAUUGGAGGAGCAUCUAUCGGGGAGGGUCCAAGUCUAGUGACUCCUGCUGAAGCAGGAGGCUGGAGUCCAGGACCCUUGAGGUACCAUAUAACUGUUAUGAUCUUACGAAAUACAAGAACCACAGAAGCCAAUCCUUGAGGCCAAUGGCACUGUUACACGAAUGGAGGUACGAACCAAACGAUCCAAGGCUGGACUGCAAUCCCACAUCUUGUCCACGUGAACUAAAUUAUUUUUUUUUGUAACUUCCUUAGGAAAAUGACGAAAGAGGAAAUGUGUCACAAUCUCCAUGUCUUAAAAAUACUAGUCGACUGAUGACCCUUUGUAUCUUUGUAAUACUAAUGUUUUAAAAUGUGUUAAGCAGAUGUAGCAUUGUUGCAUGGCAUAAGAGGAUGACAGCAUGGUAGAAGCCGGUGAAACCAUCUUAACGUGGAUGCUUUGUAAAAAGCUUGGUGUACAAUAAUUGAAAUUGUUUCUUAUGACAGAAAUUUAUGAAACCAAACACUUUCUUUCCUUUUUUAAAAAAAAUUAAAAGAAUGUACAAUUGCCACCUGCAAUUUUUGCUCAGGCUGGUGAGUUGUUUCCAGAGAAAUAAAAAGUUCCUGGAUUUGA